Messenger RNA from Galleria mellonella (greater wax moth), 5879 nucleotides. RefSeq names its product phosphatidylcholine:ceramide cholinephosphotransferase 2-like. Bases 539 to 1864 code for a protein of 441 amino acids. The record is from RefSeq and is a predicted model, not a curated record. Gene Ontology annotation, molecular function: sphingomyelin synthase activity; ceramide cholinephosphotransferase activity. Gene Ontology annotation, biological process: ceramide biosynthetic process; sphingomyelin biosynthetic process. Gene Ontology annotation, cellular component: endoplasmic reticulum membrane; Golgi membrane. NCBI's taxonomy places the organism in Eukaryota, Metazoa, Arthropoda, Insecta, Lepidoptera, Pyralidae. The transcript is spliced from 2 exons.
AGCGGUCGAGCGGUCGAGCGCCGCCUCAGUCGGGCCGGGGAGCGAGGCGCGCGCCGCUCUCUUCUCUGUGACGUCCUGCGCGCGUAAUUAUUUCCAUUGAGCCGACGGAGCCCGAACGCACCCGAACUGCGUCGAAGCCGACCAGUUCUACAUCUUUUACUAGUACGCGGCUGCCACUUUACACGCGCGCUCGUAGCCACGAAACAUUAAUUUGUUUUUUAAUAAUAUUCCUAACGCGAUAAACACCGCCGUCCGGUGCAUAUAUUGUGUGACUAUGUGAAUGUACCGACGGCCAGUGGAGCUCGAUAGCUAGACCCCUCCCGAGUGAGCCGUUACCUGUGCAGUGUAGUGAGUGCAUAUCGUUUUCCAUUUCGACCUCGUUUACGUGACUUUGUGAUUUUACUGGACGCGAGGCCGGCGCUCCGGCUUUCUAUCGGUAGCAUAGGAGCACCGAGAGGUGGAAUCGAUGAGCAUUCGCGUUCGAAUAGAAUGACAAUUCGUCCAUUGAUCGGGCUCAUUCCAACCAAAUGGUGACUGGAUGACGAUAUCGGCCCGUUCUCCAGACAAAGAGCCAUCACCGCCGAAACAGAUCAACUUUGCAGAGCCACUAGUGGAGUCGGUGCGAGUGUACCUCGCCAAUGAGCUGCCUUCCAAGGAGCUAGCGCUCGUGCCGCGAGAGCCCACACCUCCGCCUUCAGUCGCCCCGCAGCUCUGCGAUGUUGACAUAGCCACCCACACCGCAUGUGAAGAAAUCAAAGGCAUCAACUUCGAACCGCGUCUCAAACGAAAUGACUUAAACAACAACGCCUCGCGACAGCAAAACGAAGGUAGACAAAACGGCGGCAUGCCCAGCCAAGCAGAACUGAUGCAACGGCAACCGCUGCUGGCGCGCGGCGUCAAGAAAGAUGCGCCCCAGCCGACAACCGACGAGUCCGACCCGGACCAAGAUCACUCGCCGCAGCGGACGCACACCGGGGACUUCAUUGUGGAAAUACCCCCCGGAACCGUCAGAGAGGAGAGAUAUCCAAAAGAAAUAUGGAAAACGAUUUUAUCAUUUUUCUUUUUAUUUCUGUGUGUGUGCAUCAAUAUGAUGUCGCUGUCGUUAGUGCACGAACGAUUACCAGAUAGGAACACGACGGCUCCUCUUAAUGACAUCGUACUGGACAAUAUAGAAGCCAGAGACUGGGGCCUGGCUGUGUCGGAGUAUCUAAUAAUGAUAUCGACGACGGUGGCCACGCUAGUGGUCGUCUUCCACAAACACAGAUUUAUUGUGGCUCGAAGACUGUUUUUCAUCAUCGGCCUGCUCUACCUGUACCGGUCGGUCACCAUGUUUGUGACCGUUUUACCGGUGUCGAGCACUACGUACUUCUGCAGCCCCAAGAGCAACAACACGACACCGCUGCUCGUCAUCAAAAGAAUGUUUUACCUAAUAUCAGGCUUCGGUCUGUCUAUCAACGGAAAACAUACAUAUUGUGGUGAUUAUAUAUAUUCUGGACAUACUAUGGUUCUUGUAUUAAGUUAUCUGAUUGUAGCAGAGUAUUCACCAAAAAAAUUGUGGCCCGUGCACUGGGCGAUGUGGGGCUCAGCGGUACUGGGCGUGUCUUUUGUCCUAUUAGCGCACGGACAUUAUACAGUGGACGUAGUGAUCGCCUACUAUGUGACUACAAGAUUAUUCUGGACGUUCCAUUCGUUGCUAGUGACGCCGCACCGGAGCGGCAACGGCUACAACCACUACAUGAUUCAGCGCGAGUGGUGGUACUGGCUGUUCACGUACCUGGAGCGGAAUGUGCGGGGGCCGGUGCCGCGGCGGUACGACUGGCCGCUGCCGUGGCCGCGCACGAAAUUGUUCAGCCGGCUCAGCUAGUGACGCGCUCGUGCGACGCUGCCACCCCCGGAACGCGUAUGACGCUCACUCACCUUUUGCGAGUGCCGCUUCAGGACCUGCAGCUCCUUUGGGCUGGUACGCGUGCAAAUGGCCAGCGUGAGCGUGUAGUCGAACUGGUGUACAAUCAGGUUCAAAUAAACGGUCUCCUCCCAGUCGAUUUCCGGAUCACCGAUGGGCAAUUUCUUCGAGUCCUUGCGAAAUACUUCGACGUCAGUCUGCGAACAAAAACAAUGGACAGAAAGGAUGAGGGGACCGGUGAACCUUUGGCACGUGACUCGUUUGAUCGGUGGCAAACGGCGUCGCCGAACGCAUUAGGCUGUGCUUAGUAACCGUUACAAUAUGAUGUGAGGCAGUGAGCGUCCGUCGCGCGUGUAAUGUGACAACUCGAUCAGAGAGAGCUCAUUACCCAAAGCGAACUGUUCUACUUUCUGACAACCUCGUACCUAUGCUUUUAUUGUUGAAUAGAACUAUAAGAUUUUAAUUUUAAUUGACAGACAACAAUACGAUCAAAAUGUCAGCUGUUGAUAGAAUUUUUGUUUUUGUAAAUUGUAUAUUUUAUAAGUGGUUAUUGUAAUCAAUUUAAAAAUCAGCUAUUUAUUAGCGAAUGUACUGUGAUCAGAUGAUGCGGUGGAUGGGACGGGAUGGCGUUCGCUUGUGAUCGCGGACGAGUACAGAGUAGUGCAUAGUCGUAAUAACUUCAUACUAUAAGAAAUAAUAUUUUUAUAUUGUUUAAAAUAAAGUACAUAACUGUUGUUGAAACAUACUUUUUGUAUUUCCAAAGAUUUGUCUAAUAGAGUUUUGUAACAUUCAUCCAUAUGGUGCUAAACUAGAAAUUAAAUUAAAAAUUUCAAUGAAAUAAAUUUAAGUACUUAUUCGCACCUAAAUCCUGAGAGUAGCAUAUCUCGUGGUCACACAUCGUCGCAAAAUUGUCCAUUGAUAAGUUUCAAUUUAAUUAUUUUUUAAACGUUGUGUACAUAAGUAUUGGCGAGCGGCUAGCGACGUGCGGCCACCGACCGUGGUGGUGGUGGUGGGUCGGCAGUCACAUUGCAAGCUCUUGCUAAUACACCCUGCCCAAGUGUUGAUUUGUUUUGUACAUCUAUUACAAUUGUCUACAGCAUAGUAUAGUCAACAAAUAGAAUGUGGAAAACUUCUACAAGUUACUGGAAUUCCAUCACGAGUACAUUAUUCAUGAAGUAGUAGAUAAUCAACUAAUAUCUCAAUAAUAUCAUAUAAAAACACAUCCUAUUCAGACUACGUAUACGAUAAUUUUAUCAUAAUGUUGAUACGAUAUCUCUGUAUGAUAACAUUAAUAUUUUUUUCAUAUCAAACUGCCAUAAACAGAUAUAUACCUAUACAUACAAAAUUAUUAUAAUAUAAAUGUACGAGUGGACAGAGUCGUAGUUUGCUUUCCAUCAGUUUACUGUUCUAUAUAGCAUAAUAAACCUGACAAGGUUUUCCUUCACUGGGCCGCUACAUAUACUGUGACAAUGGUUGUACAAACCUACCUCGUACUUGGGCAGGUACCGCGAGGAGCCCUUCACGUGGCGCUUCCUAACGAAGAACAAGAGAUCGUCGCAGUCGAUCGCCUGCUCCUCUUGAAACAGGAAGUGACGCACGAACAGAUCUGUCCAAUAUGUUGUUCCUUGCAGCACUACAAAGCCACUCUCUGAAACACAAACGAGAAAGCAUUCAUGUUAACCGUGUUGUCAGUUCCGAUUGUAGCAAACUUGGAAUUCGUGCUGCUCUCACUUGAUUAUCAAAAUAUUGAUUAAGAGAUAACAUGAAUUUUAAGUUUCAAAAUAUUCCUUUAAAUAAAGAGCACAACGUUGGAUUACAAAAUUCGAUCCAAAUAGUUUGUAACAUAAUAUUAAAUUAGUUAACAAUGUAGAUAGAAAUGGAAUUGUCUGAUGUUAGAUUUGUGUACUGUAAUGUUUUUAUGUAUGUAAAAUAUCUAGGGACCUGUCGAUGUGUCGCUUGUAAUGUAUUUGAUUGUAAAAUGCAAAGUGCCUUCAAUGUAAACACAAAGAAAGUGACUGUUUUCGGUAGUGUAGGGAAGGUUUAUGUUGCUCUAGUACACAGUAGCGACAGCGACAUCACAGCACCUGCGUUACACAAUGGUUUUUACUUUGUUACCGCUGUCUGAUUUAUUACCUGCUACUGAGGUUAUAAUGUAAAAUUUAAUUUAUUUUAUUUAUCCAAUGUAAUUAUCUAUUAUUUAACAAUAAACUAUCUGCUCAAAUUUCUCUCGACGCGAGAAUUACUAGUAAUACAUACAUAUUGUAAUAUACCAAUUUUCAAAUUUCCAUAAUGUGUAAAAAUUUAUUCUAAUUUCUCAUUCACUGAGCGAAUCAACAUGUUUGUUUUGCACCGAUACUUUGUUAUUCUGUGAUUUUUGCUAUUAAUUCUCCUUUCAUCAAAUAGCAUUGUUUUUAUAAAGAAAUACUAAACGAAAACAAAUACCUGAGUACCUGAUACAAAUAAUGUUGUACCUACAAUAUCGCUUUCACACAAAAGAGCUAUUUAUUGCGUUGACGCUGAAUCUCAGAGUAUUAUCAGCUGUAUAUACAAUGCUUCUGUAUAUGCAGCUUGCCUUAUAAAUUGUAACUUAAGGGAAUGCCUAAUAGAUCUCUUAAAGUAUUUUUAAUGUAUGUAUAUUUAACUACCCAUAGCAGUAUACCAAAUAGAGUAAUGUGUUUUUGUAUGUGUGUAUAUCAGAAUGGACUAUGUAGUGUUACUGCAAGGCUCCACAACAUUCAGUCUUGGCUACAUCACACAUGAUAUUUUAAUGUUAUCCAUCAAUUAUAUAUUACGUUAUUCCUUGUAAAUUAUUUAAAAAAUAAGUAAUUACUUUUCUGUGUCUAUGUUGUCUUGGGAAUAUAGAGGUGAUAUUAUAACAUUAUUUAUAUAAAAUAAAAGAAUUAUGCCAUUGAUAAAUAUUAUUUUAGUGCAACAUUCUGUAAACCCCUACUUGAACUUGUGUAUUGGUUAACAAUAUUCCAAAAUUAUAAUUAGCGAUAGCUGAGCGAUGUACACAGAUUUCGCUGUCCUCAGAUAUUAAAGACAGGAAAUGUUGCUAUUUCAUGUACAAAACUAAACUACUUAUUACAUUAUAAUACGUUCCCACAGUAUGGGAAAUUAAAUAUGUGUUCAUUUAUGGCAUGAUCUAGUUGUGUGCCAAUUUUCAUCCAAAUUCGUGAAGCCGUUUAGCUUAAGCACUCGAGCUAGGAAAGUAAUGUUAGGAAUGCUAUUGGUGGAUUUCAGAUUUUUAUACCUUUUUCGUUAAACAGUAUAGACAGUGCAAGGACUAUAUAAAUAGAAAUAACACUAAAUUCGCCUUUAAAUAUGUCAAGAUAAUAUUUUUCACUUUUUAUUGCAAACCAGCCGAGAUUGAUAAGAUUAUCCUGGCCGACAUUCAAACACAAACGCACACGCCAAAUUACGGGCAGGCACCAUAGAGACAUUGUUAUGCGUUACAUUACAACAUUAGGUAGUAAAUUGUUAUUUCUGUCGUACAACUCUUCUGUCCCAUUCUGUCCCUGGCCACGAUAAUAUAGUGGUUGCUACACCACGACAUGCAUUGAAGAUACAUUAAAUCGUUUUAAAGUCUAUAAGAUUUCUAAAUUUUUUUUACUCCUAUUAUGUGUCUGCAAAAAAUAUUCCUAAUUCUUUCUCUCUCUCUCUCUCUAUGUUUGAUAAUAUACUUCAAGUAAAAUGACAUCUAUACAGAAAUAAAUUAAGAACAAUUUGUUCUUGGAAAGUUAAAUAAGUGAAUAAGUUAAAAAGAUUUUAGUUAUAAAGAGGCUCUAUGGGAGUUGAAAUGUACUGUACGAUUACUACAUUCCUUGUUUGUGCAUGUUGCCUUUAUACGGAAGAUAUGAAUGAAAUAGACGAAGAUGUACGGUAAACAGCAGAACAUCAUAGGUGGAACGUGUAUCUAUAACUAUUUAUACCAAUGCUGUUGUAUUUUAAAGUUCAUUAUAUGUGUUUUUUCAGA